This is a messenger RNA of Psylliodes chrysocephalus, 575 nucleotides long. The record is from the annotation of a GenBank genome assembly. Lineage: Eukaryota; Metazoa; Arthropoda; Insecta; Coleoptera; Chrysomelidae.
UGUCUACGAACUUGAACUAUUGCAAUAAUGUAAUGAUGGAAUAUUAACUUGUUAUCCUGUUAACAAUUUAUAUGACUUAAUAUCUGCAUCUCUUCUGGGCAACCAUGCGAUGGUUUAUUUUAAAGCUCUGCCUUUGCUGCGUUAUUCAUUACUCAGGAUCCAUAGAAGAAGACUGCACGGAUUUUCAAGGUCAAACCAUCGAACAUGGUGUACUGUACGUGCCAGGUCCUGCAGUAUGUACCAUGUGCGUAUGUUACCAUAGUGAGCCCAUGUGGUGCAAGGCCAUUUAUUGCGAUCCACCCUAUUUCUGUAAAAAGUUUCGUGUUGGUGCAAGAUGCUGCGAGUUUGAGUGCCUGGAUCCACCUGGAGACACAGCCUCCAAAAUGCUACAGGAGUAUCGGGAAAAGAAACAAAGGAAAAAUGCUUCUACCGAUAACCGUAACUUGGGAUUAUGUGCCUUAUUAUCCCUAUACUUUUUGACCCGUGUUAUGUAAUUUUUAGUAGGUAUUCAUCUGAAUCAAAAACAAUUCAGUGUUUUUAAUAGAUUAAAAAUAAUUUAUGCGCAACAGGUUUGU